This is a messenger RNA of Angiostrongylus costaricensis, 939 nucleotides long. The record is from the annotation of a GenBank genome assembly. NCBI's taxonomy places the organism in Eukaryota, Metazoa, Nematoda, Chromadorea, Rhabditida, Metastrongylidae.
AUGUUUUUCUACAAACAGCUUGUAAUCCUUGAUGUGGUCUUCUUUCAUCUGAAUUAUUUCAAAGGUGCCCAGUUCACAGAGCACGUCUCAGCAAAAGGACUUGUGGCAGUAGUAACUGGUGCGAACAGUGGAAUCGGACUUGAAACGGUUAGAGGACUGAAUCUUGCGAAAGCUAAGGUUUGUAGAUUCUCAUUCAUAUACGCAUUCAAAUUUUUGCAGAUGGGUUGUGACUCAACGCGUCUCAUCGACUUAAAAUGCAACCUAGCAGACUUUACCAGUAUUAGGGAGUGUGCAAAGGAAUUAUUAGAAGAGAAGAUCGACAUACUUAUCAACAAUGCUGGAGUGAUGAUGUAUCCUAGAUAUGAAAAAACUGUUGAUGGACAUGAACUCACAUGGCAAACCAACCACCUUGGUCAUUUUCUUCUCACACAUCUACUCCUCCCAGCUCUGGAAAAGGCUCCUAAAUCGAGAAUUAUCAUUGUUUCAUCCAAAUGGCAGCGAAUGGCAAAGGCAUUGGAUCUUCAAACUAUUGAUGAUAAGGCGAAGUUUGGAUUGUUUCAGCCUUAUGUAUGCAGCAAGUUAGCAAAUGUGAUGCAUGCUCGUGAACUUAGUAAGCGUCUUCAUAAACAAGGCAUUCACCAUGUGUCCGUGAAUUCUCUGCAUCCUGGUGCUGUUAACACCAACCUAAUCCGAUCUACUUUGGUUGCCAAAACACCAAUACGUCAAUUGAGUGCUCCGUUUAGAUGGCUGUUUAUGAAAACUGAUCGUGACGGCGCUCAGACCUCUCUUUACCUCGCCCUCAGCAAGAAAAUUGAUGGCGUCAGCGGAAAAUACUUCGAAGACUGCAAGUUGAGUACGGAAAACGAACUGGCGUUAAACGACCAAGCUUGUCAGGAUUUAUACAACUAUAGCCUUGAACAGUGUGGAAUUUCUGAGUAG